This is a messenger RNA of Porites evermanni, 1252 nucleotides long. The record is from the annotation of a GenBank genome assembly. Lineage: Eukaryota; Metazoa; Cnidaria; Anthozoa; Scleractinia; Poritidae.
UUAGAAGAAACUCCCAGGAUUAGCUUCAGUGCUAAAACAUAUCACAUGAAACUUUCUAAAACAGGCUUUCCAGUACGCUUUAGAACAAAUGAGAUACCAUCUCUUGGUAUCAUGGAAUUUAAAUCCAACAACACCUGGAAAAGACUUUGCACCCCAAGUUGGGAUGACAACGAGAAGGAUUUAACAUGCAGAGCAAUGGGAUAUAAUGGUCCUACUGACAUCAGCACUCAGCCAGAAAGCAAAAGUCACUCAAACACGACCAUUCUUCAAAACUGUACAUCGUUGCUUUUCAAUUGCAAUAAUGACAGCAAAGAGGAUCUCCAGUCAUGUACAGGUAACUGAUAAGGUGUUUUCGACGGUUUAUUCACAUUGUUAAUAUCUUAUUUAAGGUAUUUUACUUUCCCUCAUUAUUUGUGUAAGAAAGCCUUAGCAGUAACAGCUUCUUUUGGGCUUUGUAUGUUUAAGGAAAAGUAACCAGCAGAAGCGAUAUUGAACUAACCUUGGAACCUUUUCUUAAGUAACCUCCCGAUCCUGAGUGGUCUUACGACUUUUGUUUCCUAACUAGCGCAAUAAGGAUAUUCAAUCAUUUAAAUGGUUCAUGAUUCGAGUCAGGUCCUUUUAAAAAGUACAAAUUCCCAUGAGCAAACCAUUCAAUCACUUUCUUUGCUCGCCCGUCUUGUAGGUUUUACUUUCAACCCUGGUAAAAAAAAUUAGGUCAGUCGUCAUAAAUUUCGAGAAUGGUUAAUUUUUCCCUCCCUGAUAGGGGGUUUUCUUUCUUUUUUCCAGCCACGCUCUCCAGCAAAAUGUUGUACAUUUUUGCUACUGUCUAUAAUUAUGUUGAUCAUGUGUUUUAUCCAAGCGGUAAUCCUUCCAUCAAUUUCUUAUUUAACAGUUGUGUUGUUAAUUUACAUAUUCAGUUCCCGUACGCCUAAAAGGAACAAACUUCGAUCAUGGAGGAAGAGUAGAAAUCUUUUAUCGAGGAAUGUGGGGUAAGAUCUGUCGAAAAGGAUGGGAUUUUGAGGAUACGAAAGUGGUUUGCACCCAGUUGGGUUUUAAAGGUGCAGUAGCGGAAUUCAUUACAUCAGAGGUCCAGGACGAAACUCUACCUUAUUUAAUGACAGAGGUGUCCUGUACUGGGGAGGAAUUUAAUCUGUCAUCGUGCAAACGAACUGAUGGCGAGAAUGACUGUCCAGAGGACAAGGGAGCUCAAGCAUUGUGUGAACCAAGUAAGUUUAUCGCUCACGAGUCGUAA